Messenger RNA from Amoebophrya sp. A25, 5806 nucleotides. Lineage: Eukaryota; Dinophyceae; Syndiniales; Amoebophryaceae. The record is from the annotation of a GenBank genome assembly.
GUUUGGUUCACAGCAUUAGAUUGCCUGACAGCACAACGCUGGAGGAAUUUUGGUAAGAGAGAGCAGCUGUUGCUUCUAGGUUCUACUUCUACACCAAAAAAAAUGACGGCGAUUGUUUCUGCCAAUGGCGGUACUAGUGGAGAACAAGAACAAGAGCGACUCACACCGAUCGCUACCUGCGAUGUCGUCGCCUGCAGCAUCGUCUCCCCCUCACAUCUGGCAGUGCAUCCGCUAGUAGCGCAUCCGCUGGAUCGUACUAGGAAAAUUUCUGACAUUGACUUCAUUAUCAGUUUGACUUUAGAUUCUUUUUCAUCAGGAUCAGGAUCAGACUCCACCCUGCUUACUAGGCAUAUGCUGACGCUGAGUCAACUCAGAUGAAGAGAAUAGUUUGUGACUUUCUAUUUCAACAUCGUGAUGAUCCACCAUAAUGCGUACUUUCAGCCUUGACUGUCCCGAAAAGCAUAGCCUUGACGGCGGCUGAGACGACGCAUUAUCGUGGCGAAGAAGUUCAGGCUUUCCUUGGCGGAUUUCAUGGCCAGGCAUUUCUUGGCGAAAAAGCUGGGUACUUAAUUGAAAGUAUUAGAACUACAGACGCACACGCAUCAUGAUGUAGUUGUGUCUCCAAAAACUCCUAUUUAAUCAGACGAGAUGAAGAUGAGCAUGAAGCUGAAGUUGUAUUAUACUGUAGAAUCUGAAUUUGUGUUUGCUAGGCAACGUUCUUUGUAGUUCUUACGCUGACUCUUGUUUUCGUGGAACUUGUAUUCAAAGAUAGAAGUCUAUUCAUACAUCCACCAGGUUAUCGGGCAACAAGGAUUUGUUCAUGAUUUUACCUGUUCGACACAACGCCGAAAUUUGGAAUUCGAAGCUGUUACGUGCUAGCUUGAGCUUUACCGCAACAAAAAUGGUGAAAGUUGUAGCUCUUGCAGGAGGAGUCGGAAUUGGAGAACCACAAAUGCUUACACCAAUUUUUGCCUACGGCGUCGUCUUCCCCUUCGCCUCACUUCCAGAAGUGCAUUUGCUGGCACGUACUAGGAAGUUUUCCAGUAAUGUCAUUGCAGAUCAUUCUUGUUCAUCAGAGGGCCACUGAGGACAUUCAUCAAGACAUGUGUGCUAUGUGAGUAGAAGACUCAGAUGAAGAGAAUAGUUUGAGACUUCUAUCCUCAACAUCAUGAUCCAGGUAGAAAAACAAGGCGGUAACCAGCUACUAGGGAUAGAGUAGAUGAGUACUUCUUUGUAAAAGAACCAUUUCAGGUCCUCUCAUCUACGACGAUUUUCGUGCCAUCCGAACUAUCCCGACUGAGCUGCAGUUGCCGCUUUAUAUGUAUGUCCCGAAGAGCAUAAACGUGGUGUUGACGCUGGCCGAGAUAUUGACGUAUUAUAAUGGCGAAAAAGCUCAGCUUCAGGCAUUUCUUGGCGGACAUCAACUUGGUCAGACGUUCCUACGCGAACACCUACAUCAUGGUCAAGCAUUCCUUGGCGAAAAAGCUGGGUACUCAUUCUCGUUAUGUCUAUCUACGAAAGCCGUUGUAGUUUUUACUCUUAGGCGUACUGUCCAUGUCCUACUUCUCGUUCUCAUAUAUAAUGAAAAACGGUAAAACUAUGAUUUUAGCCUAAGUAUCAUGCUGUUGUUCCUCAAUAUCAAAUGAUUUUCGUCACUACACGUUCAGGCUACUGCGAAACUACAAGGAGCUUUUCACGAUGUUGCCUGUUAAUGCCGCAACCAAAUUUGAAGACAGCUGCCGCGAACUCGUCCAAGGCCAACGCCGCAACAAAACUAGAAUCAUUACGGCUAUACAAGUUUUAAUUAUCUUCAGUCACAGUUAAUAGCACUAUAAUUGCCUCUUUAAUAAAACUCAGUAGCUUGAAUUUUUUUUCUAGUGCUGUUCCUGACCGUAGUUAGCCAUCAUUCUGAAAAGAUAUCUUCUUUAUCAACUCUCAACUCUUCUUCCAGAGCAUGACCGUAGCCCGACCAAAACCAAUUUCCUCCUAAGUUCAUUUGAGUAUUAGGCUCGACCCUCAUUUGCAAAUCACACAAUCCAAGACGAUAUUGAAUUUGAAAAAUAUUACGACUUCUAAUAUUAGUCGGAGACAAGCCAUUGGCGAUCACGGAGGUAGAGCAAAGGCUGAGGAAAAGUCGAAAAAGUUGCGCUCUUCAUGCUCUCGCCGCUCUUGUUCUGCGUUCGCCAGAAGAAGUGUUAUGCGUUGAAGAUGUGUUAAAGUCGUUUGUGUAACUCUUGCUCCUAUGUCUAUGAUGAGUCUCCUUUUUGUGCAGCAUGAACAUGCUUCUGUGCUCCUUUAGCAGUACUAUCAUGAUGUAUACGGAGGCUCUUGCUAGAUCCUAAUUAUUUCACAGCUAGUACCAGAUCCAGAAGAUGGCCAUGACUUGUUCUGCAAAUUGUACAUCGGUUUUUCAAGAUGCUAGCUUCUUAUACUUGGUAGUUAUAUUAGCAUGGGUUUUCGUCCUUUUCGUUUUCUUCAACUUCACACUGAUUGACGAGAGUUUCAGUUUCAUGAAUGUGCUAUUACGUUCACUAGAAGCUUAUGCUCUUACUCUCACCUCUAAGAGUGCUGCCAUGGCUGUCGCGUCUUACGCUGUGCUAGCCUUACAGACGAACAAAGACCAACGUCCUGCAAAGCACAGACCGACAUCGUUAAGGCGACUUGUAGUUUUCAUAGGCACUGUUAGCCUCUCAACAACAACAAGUUCAAGUAUUUUUCUCCUACUAUAGUCUCUGACUCUCACUCUCUCAGUGUUUAAUCCGUUUCAACAACAACAAACUCAAGUAUCGUGUGCAAAGUGCGAUAUUCUUGAGACGAGAUAUUACCAUACUACAGGGAUAUUAACUGGUAGGGUCGUGGCUACUUCUAGCUCUAACGUCCGUGGCGGCCGACGUCAACAGCGAGGGUGAGACGGACGUCGAGAUCACAUCUGAAGAAACCGCUUUCGCACUCGUCCCUAGUAGCGGACCUGCGUCAUUUGUCAAUGUCAACGUCAAGGAAAAGGCUGUAGCUUGGCUUAGAGAACGAGUCUCCCGUGCGACGACGGCGGUUCUCGGGUCCCGCACGCCGAAACAAUACAGUACAUGCCUAUCGUUUCUUGCUUUGCGUAGAUACCAAUACCUGUACUUGAUCAUAUGACUUCUAUUUUUCUUCGUCCUACAAACAUGAAUAUGGAUAUGAAAUUGAAAAUAUAUUUUGGAUGUUAGUUCCGGUUCCCAUCUGUGGUCCUCCAAUUCUCCUGCACAGGCGAGAAAAUCUGGUCCAGCCCGCCCCUGAUGGUUAUUUCUGAAAAUAUUCAAAUGAAGCCGCAGGAGCUGCCCUUGUUUGUUCAGAACGCGUUUUAUUAUGUGCACGGUGAACCCGCCGACGAACAAGACCGGCUAACAGUAACAGAUAACCAGCGCCUGGCUAUCGCCAGAGCAUCCUCUAUUUACCCUCAGAUCGAGGCAACGCCAAUGCCGAUUCUGUCAUCAUGCGUCGACUUCUCAAAAAACUUUAAGGGAAAGAAGUAGAGCAGGGCCCCAAGCUGCUCUGAGCAAUUUAAUUAACAAAAAGCAUCUGCCCGCUUCGAGAAGUGUCAAGAUGAAUCGAGUAAAAACUUUUGCCUGACGCUCACUCUGAAAUAUUACCAAAAGAUUGAACGUUAUUUACGUUAGUGCGCCCAGAAGACUGCCUAGGCCUACACCCCACAUUACACAGCCCCCUCAGCCUCAAAGUGGACCUUUUCUCCCUCUAAAUAGUACGAAUUUCUGAAGUGUGAGGGGAUUUCGCAAGACGCGAAGACGGAUUUUUCUCAGCCGGGGUCUUGGUCGCGGCGACUUACAACAUCGAGUCGGAACUGGUAUCGUCAGAAUUUCCCCAAUAUUUGCACGGACUGUAAAGUCUUCGUCAAAGGCCAGCGAUAUGCAUAUAAUGCGCUGGAGCUUUCUCCUCCUCGUGAACUUUCGACAUUAGAAGAUGUCAGGUAUCGGUUUGUGUUGCAAAGACGUGCUGCUUACGAUGAGGCGUCCUCCUGGAAGGAAGAAGGGAGCUUCUGCAAUCUUAUGCUCUCGAUUCAGAUUGUUGAUUCCGACUCAAUCUUUAUACGGGUGAGCUUCAGAAUUUUCGGUCUAUCCGAAUCUCUAUUAACAAGCCAACUGCUCGCGCUGUCAAUCAGACUUCAUUUUUUUCUUCCAAUGAUACAGAUUUUUUUCCUUGCUUUUCCUCCUUUUCCGCACUUCUAACUUGUUUGGAACUUCGUUGGGCACCAAUUUGACACCCGAUGACAUAGUUCGCUCAUUAAUGCAACCGAGCCACACCUUUGACCAUCAUGAUGUUAUCGAAGGGGCUUGCGCGCAUAAAGAAGUAGCCAAACAGAGAAAGAGCACACGCCAUCCUGGCACUGAAGAAGAGUACACACGACGGGAAUCGGUUUGCACUCGAUAUUGCGAGUCGCCGAAUAUCAUUGUCGUCAGGAGGACUACACCCGGCGAGGGCGCGCUACCCGUCAAGAAUUUUCGUGCCUAUCGCAAUCAAGACCCCGGUGCGAACGCUCCUCGUCGGUCGUUCGGCAUCGGGGACGGGACUGCUCUCGAGCGCGAUUAUGCUUGUCUCAACCUUGAACUUUCAGAGGCCUACACGAAAGCAACACCAGAGACUGACGAGUUCGACAUUUAUCAUCGGAGGAAUAUGAUAGAAGAAACGACAGACCAAGUAGCCAAAGGAGUGAAUACGAGGAUCAAUGCGCCAGAAUUUCAAGACUUAUGGCUUUGGGUUUGGACUUGGAGGAGAGCAAGAAAUUUUGUAUAUUUCAGUCAGGUUUAUUAUAAAUACGAGAUAGAAGAGGUGAAUACUUACAGAUCGGCUUCCAUGCAUCCUCUCACCACUACGGGCCGCGCAUCCUACGCGCGGGUACUCAACUUCAACAUAUUCCCGCCAUUUUUAGCUAUUCUUCUAGUACAUCCUACGAUGCAUUUGCAUUUUCAUCCACUGAGUCACUUCUGUUCUUUUUCUCCCUCCCACCCUCCCUCGCCUCGUUCAACCUACCCUAGUCCCCAUGUCGCACUCGACCUGCAAACGGACAGCUGGUGCCAAUGAUCAUCAAUAUAGAAGCAUAUCACUGAGCCUUCCUUAGCUCAACUUAUGUCCGUUUGGCAGGCGAGUCUGGAGUGUUGGCUUUCGGACAAAAUCUAUACCUUUUUCAUGUUCCAUGACCCGCAGCGGGAACGAUCUAUAUAAGCGCGAAUGGAAACGAGCCCUAGCCGAGAGGAACAGAAGGGCAUUAGCAGAAGUUGCUAACCUCUGGAAGAAGGACGGAACCCCCUGCAGUGUUAUGAUGAAUUACUUUUGAGCUUGUUCACUAGUCGAGUCGAAAUCAGGACUACUUCGUAGGGCAUUCUGUUUGAAAAACAGAAAGAAGAAGAAAUCAGAAUACGCUAGACAUUCUAAUUGUUACAGGCAUACAACAAAUAUCACAACUCAUUAUGAAGGACCACGCUAUUCCAGACCUUUGACAACCAUACAGACAAUGAUACGUUUUGAGAGACCCACUAAUAUUUUACCUGGGAGCCUGCAACCAGGCGUGUGCCGAGCCAAAAUGAAAAACGAAGACUUUUUCUUUUGGAAAGACGAUUAUGAUCCCAACGAUCGCAACACGCCUCGCGUAGCGAGAGAAGAGACAAACAGGAGAGACUGCAUGAUUACAACCUGCGUACAGAUAAACGAAGGCCAGAAGGCAGAGAAUGUCGAAGAGUCGGAGUCUGUCAAGGUGGAGCCGGACCGGUUGGAGGUGGUGUCUGUCGAGUCAGAUACAUUCGGAUCCCAGUAA